UUGAUACUCUUGAGUCACAUGACCUCAGCACUGGAGGUGCCUCUUGAUCGUAAGUCCCCCCCCACUAUAACGCUACAGUCCCCGAAGGAUUACAUCUUUGAUCCGCGGGAGAACAUUGUCAUCCACUGUGAGGCCAAGGGGAAGCCUCAUCCCAGCUUUUCGUGGACAAGAAACGGGACCCACUUUGAUGUCGAGAAAGACUCCAAAGUCCUGAUGAAGCCCGGUUCAGGAACUCUUGUCAUUGACAUCAGCGGGGAAAAGGCUGAGGCCUAUGAGGGAACGUACCAGUGUACGGCACACAAUGAGCAUGGCACCGCUGUAUCCAACAACAUUGUCAUCAGACAGUCAAGGUCCCCCUUGUGGUCAAAGGAGAGAAAUGAGGCAAUCGUGGUGCAGAUGGGGGUCUCCCUGGUGCUGCAGUGCCGACCCCCUGCAGGGCUGCCCCCUCCUGUCAUCUUCUGGAUGGAUAAUAACUUCCAAAAGCUAACGCUGGAUAAACGAGUGUCCCAGGCUCUGAAUGGAGACUUGCACUUUUCCAAUGUUCUUCGAGAAGACACCAGGAACGACUACAUCUGCUAUGCUCGCUUCCCUUACACACAAACCAUCCAGCAGAAGCAGCCCAUCUCAGUCACCGUGCUGGACAGUAACCCAGAGGGGGAGCGUAAACCCGGUUUCAUGAUGCCUCUGGGCAAAACCAGCACCAAAAUGGUUCUGAGAGGGGGAACUCUGGAGCUGGAAUGCAUCGCUGACGGCUUACCUACUCCAGAGAUCUCCUGGCAGAAGGAUGGAGGAGAGCUGCCGAGCAGCAGGGCGGCCUUUUUUAACUUCAAGAAAACGCUCAAGGUUUCUGAUGUGAAUGAAGCUGAUGGUGGGGACUACCGCUGUACGGCCACAAACAACCUGGGCACUGCACACCACAUCAUCAAGGUCACUGUCAAAGCGGCUCCUUUCUGGGUCAGUGCUCCCAGGAACCUGAUCCUCGCCCCGAACGAGACGGGCAUCCUGACUUGUCGAGUUAAUGGAGAACCCAAACCCAAGAUUAGCUGGUUUGUCAAUGGGGUCCCCAUAGAGAAUGCACCUGAGGACCACAGUCGGAAGGUGGAUGCUGACACUGUGAUACUUAACAAUGUGCAAACAGGGUCCAGUGCUGUCUACCAGUGUAACGCAUCUAAUGAAUUUGGUUACCUGAUGGCAAAUGCUUUUGUCAACGUUCUUGCUGAGCCCCCUAGGGUGCUUACUCCACCUAACCGAGUGUACCAGGUCAUCACCAACAACCCUGCGUUACUUCACUGUGCAUCAUUUGGUUCACCAAUACCGACCAUCACAUGGUUCAAAGACAGUCAGACCAGCGUUAAGAAUGGUGACCCUUAUGUGAUCCAUGAGAAUGGCACAUUGGAGAUCCAUGUGGCCCAGCCAGUAAACAGUGGAAAGUACACCUGCAUUGCCACCAACAACUUGGGGAUCAAGGAGAACCAUGUCUAUCUGGAAGUUAAAGAGCCCACCCGUAUCUUGAAGCAGCCAGAGUACAAGGUGGUGCAGAAAGGAAUGAGCACUGUGUUUGAGUGUAAAGUCAAACAUGACCAAUCCCUCAUUCCCACCAUGACAUGGCUCAAAGACAAUGGAGAGCUGCCUAAUGGGAGGUUUGAGGUGGGCAUUGAAAGUCUGACCAUCAGAGACGUUACAGACGAAGAUGAGGGCACCUACACCUGCAUCAUGAACACCACCCUGGACCAGGACUCAGCCAGUGCCAUGCUGACUGUCGUAGAGGCUACUCCUCCUCCAGCUAUUGUCUACGAGGAACCUGACGCUCCAACUGAAUUGGAACUGACUGACCAGACAGAGAGGAGCGUUCAGCUCACCUGGGUCCCUGGAGACGAACACAACAGUCCCACACAGAAGUUUCUGAUCCAAUACGAGGAUCUGCUCCACCAGCCAGGAGUUUGGAUCAACCUGACGGAGGUCGAUGGUACUAGCUCGACAGCGCAAUUAAACCUCUCUCCGUACGUCUACUACUCCUUCAGAGUCCUGGGUCUGAAUCACGUUGGCUACAGCCAGCCUAGCCAGCCCUCGAGCCAAUACAGGACCAACCCUGCAGCUCCCGAUGAAAAUCCAUCAGAUGUUCAGUGUGUAGGAACAAAGCCUGGCAACUUGGUCAUCUCGUGGAAAUCGUUGACAGGAUUUCAGGCUAACGGGCCCAGCCUGGAGUACAAAGUGCAGUGGAGACAGAUUGACGUGGAUGAGGAUUGGUCCUCAAAGAAUGUGGCCAACGUUUCAGAGUUUGUUGUUACUGGAACUCCUAUCUACGUGCCCUACGAGGUCAAGGUUCAAGCUUUGAAUGAUUAUGGCAGCGGCCCUGAGCCUGAAGUAGUGAUUGGAUACUCUGGAGAAGACUUGCCUUUGUCUGCUCCUAAUAGUGUGCAGGUCAUGGUUCACAACAGCACACUUGCAGAGGUGCACUGGGAGCCUGUUUCUUUCCCCUCAGUUAGAGGAAAACUACAGGGAUACAAGGUAUACUACCGACGUGAGCGCGGCUUGCAUAACACUGAGGAGGACACAGAGCAGCAGGAGCAGGUUUUGACGUUCAGUGGGAAUCGUAGCGAGGGCCGUCUUCCAGGCCUCCAGCCUUACAGCCUCUACAACCUCACCAUCAGAGUCCUUAAUAACAAAGGAGAAGGGCCUCCUAGCCCCAGCAAGAUAUUUGAGACACCUGAGGGAGUCCCAGGGCCUCCUUCUUUUCUGGACACCAUAAACCCUAGUUUAGACUCUCUCACUCUAAAAUGGGGCCCACCAAUGAACAACAAUGGACGGCUUGCUGGGUACACACUGAAAUACCAACCAGUCAACAACACCAGUGAACUGGGGCCAGUCAAGGUCAUGACUUUCCUAGCCAACGAGACCACCAUUACCCUUGGCAACCUGAACUCCAGCAUGCUCUACAAGUUUCACUUAAGUGCAAAUACAAUCAAGGGCUCUGGCCCCAUCAUCACAAAGGAGGCCUUCACAGUCAUGGACACAAGUAAAGACGACUGGAAAAAGGAGUUGGUAAACGGUUCACACUGGCAUAUGAUUAAAGGUUUAAAGCCGGGGACGUCCUAUAAGGUGCGUGUGGUAGCUAGAGACCCGGCUGACCCGACAGUCCACAGCACAGACGAAGUGUUGGUCGCGGUGCCAGCUGUACCAAGUCGGCAGGUAGACAUUGCCACCCAGGGCUGGUUUAUUGGCCUGAUGUGUGCCAUCGCUCUCCUCAUCUUGGUCCUUCUCAUAGUGUGCUUUAUCAAGAGGAACAAGGGUGGCAAAUAUCCAGUGAAAGAGAAAGAAGAUGCUCACCAAGACCCAGAGAUCCAACCUAUGAAGGAGGAUGAUGGGACAUUUGGAGAGUACAGUGACACAGAGGACCACAAGCCGCUGAAGGGUAGCCGGACGCCGUCCAACGGGACGGUGCGCCGCGACGAGAGUGACGACAGCCUGGUGGACUACGGGGAGGGCGGGGACGGACAGUUCAAUGAGGACGGCUCCUUCAUCGGCCAGUACAGCGGCAAGAAAGAGAAAGACACACACGAAGGCAACGAGAGUUCGGAGGCCCCGUCGCCUGUCAACGCCAUGAACUCGUUUGUCUAACGAAGGGCCCCGAGGCCCGGCUGCGAUGGUUGCUAUGGCCACUCCUUGUCACCCUGGCAAGUGUGACCAUCUCUGUGGUGACAGUUGCUAAGGUGACGGUCGUUGUGGGCACCUACUUCUUACCAUGGUGGCUGUCACUCUGGUGGCACCUUCCCCAUGGCUACCUGUCACCAAGACUGCUGACACGCCCUCAUCUCCACACUCGCCAGCCCCUGUCACACUGUGACCUCUUCUUAUCUACACACACUCAACAAAGGCAAAGACACCACAUCCCCCAUUAACCAUUGAAAGAAGGUGUGAAACGAGGGAUGUCAGGACUCCGAAGGAAGAUGGAAGGAGAGAGGAAGCAAUAUAGAAAAGCAGAAGGAAUGUACCAGAGAGUUUUACCACUCAGACUGAGCAGAAGUGUGUGUGAGCGUGCGUGUAUGUGUUAGUGCCAUUUGAUCUCCUUUGCGAACAUACUAAACAUGGUGUAUCCAAAUAUAUAUUUUAUCAAAUUACAGUACGUGACCCGCAGGCAGGCAAAUAUGCAUUGAGUCCCGUUCAUAAACAUCUGCAUGGAGUAAAUCAUGAUUCUAUAAAGCAUUUUACCACCUUCGUGUUGCAGAGGUUAGCUGUGUGUUCAGACUGUAUAUGGUGCACGCCUACUAGCGACUGGGUAUUCCUUUUAUUGUUUCAGUCAGUGUUAAAUGGUGUAUGAUAUACAUAUAUAGAGGAAAAAAUGGUCUUUGGCAGGGUCUUUUUGGAUACUGUGACUCAAAAUAGAGGCUAGCAUGUCUUUUUGAGACAGAUGAAGUGUUUGUACAUAUGUAAUAGAAUAAGAAGCUAUAUUUCAUGGUGGGGGUUAUCCAUUUCUAGUCAUUGGAAACCUGGCUAGAAACACUUUGAACUCAGCGUUUGGUCACUAGCAAGCCAGCCAGGCAGAACUCCCACACUUAUCCCAAUCAGCCUGUUCUUAGCCACACGUUUUCUCCAGCUUUUUUUAUUGCUUGCAUUUAUUAACGUCUUUUUUUUGGCUUUUCCCUCCCAAUCCGUUCCUUUACACCGAGCCUAUGCUUCCUGCUACUGAGCACCAACUGAACACAAGCGGAGCUGUGAUUGAUCUAGUGUCAUUAUCAAGUGCUUCCACCCCCGAAUCGUGGCCACUGUGCAGGCCUUUAUCUAAAGGCGAUCGUGGCAUUUGUCAGAGCUACCCAACAUUGUCUCCAAUGCCACUUUAUCUAAUGGCAGAAAUGAGAGAGAGGAUGACAUACAAUAAAUGCACCUGAACAGGGUUAAGUGGUACACACUUUAGUUUCUGGAUAUUUAGUUGGUGAUCAAGAACCUCUCAGCACAGUUUCUAGUGCCUUCGUAGAGAACAGUGACUUAGAUCCACAGAGUUACAUCCCUAUUCAUACCCAGGAAAGACCUGGGAUCAGUGCAGUUCUUAAGGGUCCGUGAAUAUCUUGCAUACAGUCUACCACCCCAUAUUACUCAAAUGAAAAAUGGGAAAAGCUCUGUUCCAUAAUGUGUUUAUAAAGGCACAUUUAAGCUUUGUUUUGUGUGAUCUCAUCCAUGCAAGCUUACUUACUUAAAAUAGACUCUUUGAGUCUAAUUUUGGGGUCCAGGGUUCCUACACAGGUGUAAAAGCUAUUUCAAAAAUGACCUUUUUUACAGUUGUACACUGGUAUUAGUUGUGAGGACUAAUUUUCAGAUAUGGAUUGUUAUGGCUUUAUUGACAAUCAUACACCCAGUUAUUAACAUAUUGAAUUCAAACACACCGCCAGAUCAUACCAUCCAUCUAGGAAUUAAAGAAAAAUGUGCGGAAUAUGAAAUUGUGUAGGAAACCUGAGGUCAGAGCAUGGACACUGUUUUCAUGUAUUCAUGUCAAACAUUGUCCUCCUAACAUUCACCUUGAGGUUGAGCUCUUUCUCCAGCAGCAACAAACUACUGCCAACAUACUCACCAGGUAACUGCCAACGGGAGCUAGACUCACCAUCUGGUACAGACUUCUGAUAGAACGAGACUUAAUGUCACUGGUAGCACUUAGAAAUGAAGGGGGUCGGAAAAUUGCGUAAUGAUACUGAAUGUGGAAGCAGGUGUAUCUGUUUAUGUGAAUGAAAAUAUUGCUUGUUUCACUGCAAAUGGUAAACACACUGGUGACUUUGGUUUAUGCAUUUAACCUUAUAUCUGUGUAUGUUGUCUGAGCGCAGCACUCAGUGAGUUUUCUACUCCUGUAAAUGAAUGAAGCUUGUGUGAAUGUCUGGGUGCACAAGUGUGCGUACAGUAUGUGUGCGUGUGUGUGUCUGUGUGUGCAGCACAUGCAUGCUACUGUGUUACGGCGUGCGUGAGGUAUAAUAUCGCUUUUACAUGGAAAACCGUCUAUAAUUCUGAUGUGUGUGUCUCCUCGCAACGGAGGAUACUAGAGCUUUUUUUUUUCAGAGAACAUUACCACGUCUUAGGUUUAUCAUAACUUGCAUCAAGUUUUUUCCGUGUCAGCGUUCCACAUGUAGAUAUUUUUGUUGUAUUUUGUAAAUAAUGGCUUGACUUGAGAGGAGAUCUUUUGAGGUCAGAGGUGAGAGCUUGACCUGAAUUGGUCCCACUGCAUUAUGGGUAGGAGGGUGUUGUGUGAGAUGAGACUCUUUACAGUUUUCACUAUUUCAUUUGCUGUGAACUUAUUUUUAUUUCUUCAAUUUUUUUUUAACUUGUCAGGUGAAUUUGCUAGCUCAAAUGUUUAGCCUAUCAGGUAUCAAAGGAGAUUAUUUAACUUGUGACUGAGCUCUUGUGACACCUGUAUUGUUUCUGUCUCUGACAGUUCAUGCACCUUUUCUGUAUUUUUUAUAAAAAGGCACACACUUAAACAGGAUGUCAUUUCAAACUCAUCUGUUCAUCUAGUUUCCGACUACAUGUGGCGUCUAAAAGCAGAAAGCUGGAAAACUGUUGUCCCAAAAAUAAUCAUCCGAAAAACUGACACAUCCUUUUUAAGAGUGGGCACAUAAAAAAAGAACACAAGGUCUAAUUUGGAGCAUACAGAAGGAGGGCCGGCAUGGACGGAAAGCAAGACUGGCAUAUUAGAGUGUGAAUACCCCUGAAACAAUGUUCUAGUGACUGGUGAACAUACAGUAGGAUAAACAGUAUAUGAUAUGAUAUAAUAUGACAUUCUGGUUAAUGUUUAAGCUAAAUGAGAAGCAUGAAAGGCUGUCGAAAUGGUUUACUCUACAAUAUAAUAUUGCAAAAAUAUUUUGUAUUUUAAAUGAAGUU
Molecule: messenger RNA, 6858 nt
Organism: Anoplopoma fimbria (sablefish)
Lineage: Eukaryota; Metazoa; Chordata; Actinopteri; Perciformes; Anoplopomatidae
Gene: nrcama
Product: neuronal cell adhesion molecule a
Exons: 26
Coding region: 19-3618 (1199 amino acids)
Biological process (GO): cell-cell adhesion; brain development
Molecular function (GO): cell-cell adhesion mediator activity
Source: RefSeq, a predicted model, not a curated record